Molecule: messenger RNA, 1005 nt
Organism: Arctia plantaginis
Lineage: Eukaryota; Metazoa; Arthropoda; Insecta; Lepidoptera; Erebidae
Source: the annotation of a GenBank genome assembly
AUGGGUCUUCUAGAAUUUGAAAAAUGGUCCAAACAGCCAGAUCUCUUCACAGAAAAGUCACGUGUUUGCGCCCGCCUUCGGGGUCUUACCCCAGGACAGAGGCGAGUGUGUCGCCGCCAUAAGGACCACAUGCCAGUAGUCAGUGCUGGUGUCAAAAAAGGGAUUAACGAGUGCCAGCACCAGUUUGAAGGGAGACGUUGGAAUUGUACUGUGACGAAAGACGAAACUGUCUUUGGGCCAUUAACAUUGAUAGCAUCACGAGAGACAGCAUUCACCCACGCAAUCACUGCGGCCGGAGUGUCAUUGUCCGUAUCUCGAGCGUGUCGCGAUGGCACACUCUCUAGUUGCAGCUGCAGUAGAGCAACGCGUCCCAAGAACCUGCACAACGAUUGGGUUUGGGGAGGUUGUGGCGACAACCUUGAAUACGGAUACAAGUUCACGGAGGUAUUCGUGGAUAUCAGGGAGCGGGAGCGGAAGGUGAAGAGAGGCAGCCGAGAGCAAGGGCGGCAGCUGAUGAACAGACACAAUAAUGAAGCAGGCAGACGGGCAGUUAUAGCUAAGUCCCGUGUGACGUGCAAGUGUCACGGCGUCUCCGGCUCGUGCAGCCUCAUCACCUGCUGGCAGCAACUUGCUAGCUUUCGAGAAAUCGGUGAUUAUCUCAAAGACAAAUACGAAGGUGCGACGGAGGUAAAGGUGUCUCGCCGGGGGAAACUCCGCCUCACCAACCCAAGAUACACUUUGCCAACAGCUCAAGAUCUAGUCUAUCUUGAAGACUCACCGAACUACUGUGUGAAGAAUGAAUCUUUGGGUUCUCUUGGCACAACGGGUCGCAUGUGUAACAGAACGUCAUCAGGUAUGGACGGUUGCGCUCUCAUGUGCUGCGGUAGAGGAUAUAACACAAGACGUCAAGUCGUCAAGGAGCGUUGCGGCUGCAAAUUCCACUGGUGCUGUCGAGUCGAAUGCAACACAUGCGUUAGGACCACUGAAGUGUAUACUUGUAAAUAG